GCGCGGGGGCGGCCGGCACUCCGCCGAGUGUGCCGCCCGAGUGAGCCCGCGCCCCGCCCGGCGACCCCGGCCCUCGCGGCCUCUCAGCGCAGCCCCCGGCACCAGGCUCGCAACACCGGUCCAGCCCCGCCGGCUUAAGACAUGGAAAUCGUGGGCGAGGGUCGCAACUUCCGCCUGGUUCCCGAGCACGAGCUGCAAGGCGUCGCCGACGAGCUCGCGCGGUACAUGCCCGAGUCACUCAAGUUUCAUCAGACGAUACAAACAUAUCUGAACAACAAGGUUUGGGAGUUCCAUUUCUACGUGGCGAAGAGCUGGCCCGAAGACCCCAUCUGUCUUCACUUCCCAGGGUGCACCAGCACUGGUACCCUAGGCUUUCGUUUCCGAAAUUAUAAGCUCGUUGAAAAGGAGGCGCUAGAGUGUGAUACUGCGGAGACGUUGCAGCCAGACUGCGAGAACAUCUACGAGAGCGUGACUGCCUUCUGUCCGUCGGACCGCGCCGAGUUAGUGGACCUACUGACCAGUGAGGAUAUACUCCUAGACCUGACGGCUCCCCUGUACCUGAACUUCACUCAUGAGGCCAUCGUGGAGCGCCUGGAGCGGCGCUACGAGGCGUGCGAGAAGAUCGCGGGCGAUGUGUAUGUGUGCGACUCGCCGCCCGAUGACACGCAUACUGACGAGCUGCCACCGGCCGUGGAGCUAGUGCGUCUCCAGCCGGAGCACAUGAAGGCGGUGCACGACCUGUACCCCGCCAGCGACAUCGAGUGUCGAGAAGUGUUCGAGAAGCUGGUUGCUGAACUCCCAGCGUACGGCAUCUUCGUAGAAGGCCAGCUGGCCGCGUGGAUGGUGCAGAGCUACUACGGAGCCAUGUUCUCGAUGCAAACUCGACCGGAGUUCCGCAGGAAGGGGUACGGGAUCUUCUUGGCGAGACGGCUGACCAAGGAGGUGGCGGCGCGCGGGUAUAAACCCUUCGUGGUGAUAAGACCGGAGAAUGACGCAUCGCGGUCGCUGUAUAUGAAGCUCGGUUUCGAACGCAAGUUUCGUACUGUGCGAGCCGUGCUACGCCCGCGUCCCUGCUAGUCCAGUAAAGUAGCAGAUUUUAUUUUUUUAAGACUUUUGAAAUCCAUUUAGCUUGCGGUCUUCGAUCGCGUAGCGGGUUAGUAGUAGCUUUAAGAUUUUAAUCUCGGUUAGUGCUCUCGUUUUUCGCCGCACGACUUUUAGGACUUAACGAUAUGAUCACUUUAGAUUUCAUUUAGGCAACCUUCAUGACAACGAAUGUACGAAUGGGUCUGUUGGUUUUUUAUGCCUUUGGUAUUAUUGAACUGUUUAUUAUGUGGUGAGAACGAGGGCAUUGACUUAUUAGUAGCGUGGGGCGCUGACUAGCGCGACUAGUUACCUGAACUGCUGAAAAGAUAUUAGCUCUUUUAGUCCAAUGUAUAAAAAAAUAUCACUUGUUGAUCGAGCGGGAACUAUUCUAUCUCAUGAUUAGUUUUUUAAAAUACUUUGUAGGUGAAACUUACUUAUAGCUGUAAACUGUCGAUGGAAUGCUUUAUGAUACCAUAGAGUUCCCGCGUAUUUCAUCCCACGGGAUAGUGGGAUUGUUAGUGACUUACCGUACGUAGGUAUUAAAUACCUGCGCUGUGUUGUUUAGGUGCAUAAGAAAUUUAGAUAAUUUAUCGGACAUGAGAAAGAAAUGUAACCGUAAUUGCACCGGAAUCAAGACAAAAUAUGAAUCAAGUUUAUAUUUCAAGUCAUAUACAUCUCGUAAAUAAUGUAUCAAAAGAAAGGAGGCGUUGGGACAGAAUCAUUUUGAAUUACUUUUCUUCUGUAACUUUUCGAACUUCGCGCAAGAAAAAUUGUUCAAAAUGAUCCCCUGAGUCACCUGGUAUCCGUUGGGCCACUACUAGCACAUAUUUACAUAAUUAUGAAUAUGUGUUAGAAAUAUAUAAAAGGUGUUAUAAUUUUAACAAAGUCGUUAAGAUUCAUAAUCUUAUUAUUCUGUGAAUUUAUGUUAAAAUCAUAUAUUGUUGUAUGAAUGUGUGUAACCUGAAGUAUACCAAUAAUUUAACGAAACUAGAUAAAAUUUCAACCACUGUUUCUUGCUAUUGUAUAACAAUAAGUAAAUAGCUUCUUUAUUUUAUCUAGUCUCGUUACCUUUAUCAUUACUAGUGCUAGACUAAGAGCGCCUCGGGUAAAUUAUAUCACAUAUUUUAAUAUGCAUCUAAUGAGAAACGCAUAAAAACUUUAUAACCAAAGAAUUUUGUAACUAAAGUUGCAAGAGAAGUCAACAGCUCUGUGAUUAACUUGUAAAAUAAUAUCGUUUGUAGAAUUUUGAGAAUGUUUUAGGACAGAAGAAUUUGAUAUGACGAAAUUAGAUAGGUAGAUAUUUUAUAUAUAUUGACGCAAAGCCACAACGACUGGGCGACAUAAGCAGCUAUUCUGUAUUGUUUUGUAUUUAGGAAUGUUAGCAAAAGUGAUACUCGUAUUGUAUAAUUUUCUGAAGUCCAAAGUUUUGUUCUGCUUUUGCACGUAAACACGAAAUAAAAUGUAAAAUUAUUGGCUAAUUAUUUGUCAAAAUUUGCUCAAUACUAUUGAGAGCUUCCUAUCGCUAUUAACUGUAUUAAUGAUAGUUUUCGUAAACGCAGGUUAGUCAAGUUUAGCUAAACGCCAAAUUUUUACGUGAUUGUAUAAUUUUACAUUAUUGGUCCUGUCUAACUCGAUGUUUUAGCUGAAAUACUUAGGUGAAAUACUUAAACCAUACAUGUUCAUAUAAGAAAGAUGAUGAUUUUUGUGAUAAACCGAAAACUUAUCAGAACUGCUUAUAAAUGCAAAACAGUAGUUUGAUACAAUUUGAGGGUUUUAUUUGUAUUUAGCUCACAACUGAGUUAAUAAUGAGUGAAUGAAUGUAAUUACAUGCUUAUAUUAAUAUACCACUAAUAAACAUAGCCAAACUAUCAUCUACAACUGUCUUUUACAAAAUAAAGUAAUAAAAACCAUUCAUUCUCUCUCUCACGCUGAAGGCUUAUCUUCAUACUUAUCGAGAAUCAAAUGAGUAGUACAAGUUGUCUUUAAAUAAGUGAAAUAAUUUAUGAAGGAGUAAUUACUUUAUUAUGGGUGCGUCCGUCCGAAAAUCACUGAGAUAUUUCGAGACAUAUGAAGUACGUAGAUGCCUAUUCCUGCCAACUCAUUGUAAAGCGAACUUGAGUUUGAGGUACAUAAUAUAACACCAUGCCUUGAUGUUGACUUUUGGGACAUCCUGUACAUGUAUAAUGUUGACCCUUAAGUAACCGUUAAGUUUGAGUAGAAAACAAACUCGCUUUCACAAAAUUUGCUGGCAGAAAUACGGUAUCCGCGGUGAUGUUGAAAGAAAGUCAAUAAAAUCAAAGAAACUGAGGUAA
Molecule: messenger RNA, 3395 nt
Organism: Plutella xylostella (diamondback moth)
Lineage: Eukaryota; Metazoa; Arthropoda; Insecta; Lepidoptera; Plutellidae
Source: RefSeq, a predicted model, not a curated record